This is a messenger RNA of Solanum lycopersicum (tomato), 3299 nucleotides long. NCBI's taxonomy places the organism in Eukaryota, Viridiplantae, Streptophyta, Magnoliopsida, Solanales, Solanaceae. The record is from RefSeq and is a predicted model, not a curated record.
UCUUGAGGUAUAUGUAUUACUUCAGAUUCACAUUUUUCACAAUAACGACUUUCUUCUUCUUCUUGUUUUCUUAAGGAAGAGGGUGAUGAAAAAUUGUUGAUUAAAGGGUUAAUUUUUCGAUAUUUUACAUUAGAAAGAGGAAAUGACGGUCAGUUUCGAGUGCGGUGACGAAGAGACAAGCAAUGGUGGCGAAUUCAUCUGGGUUGGAGAAAUAAUCAGGCCGAAAAAUUGAAUGCUGGAGCGUCCAAGAAACGACUGAAACUUUUUAACAUCUCGAAUUCAUACAACUGUAUCUGCUCGUAAUGCGAUUUCUCACUCCUCCAAAUUUAAAUACGGAGGUUCCAGAUGCAAUGGAGAUGAUAUUUCAAUCUGCCCUAGCUUUGGGUAGAAAGGGAGUUGUACAUGCGUUUGUUGCUCCCAAAGUUAUAGAUGGGAAAAAUACACCCUCUCCAGUUAGGGAACUUGGAACGGGAGAGAUAACCCAGGCUCUGGAACUAAUUGAUGUUUGCUAUGAGCAGAGAUGAUGACAGAGAGGAUCGGAAGGCAGGACAAGGAGGAGGACAGAUUCUUCUCUCGUUUGAUCGGGGGAAUAAUGAGUUACAUGACUUCACUGUUCUCCUUCGAAGAACAAAUCUAAAUAAGUUGUUAAUAGUAAGUCUUUAACCAAGUUAACUAAGAGAAAUGAGAUUCCAAUUAUGUUUUCUUAGUAAUUAUACUACUUUAAUCCAUUAAAAUUAAUAUCUUAAGAGAAAUCUAUUUAUUUAAUCAAAGAUAAUUUAAAAGUAUAUAGAUAAAUGAGAAGGGACAUCCAAAUUUGUUCCGUUUCCAUGAACCGAAAACUUAUCCAUGAUUAAGUUACACCACCUGGAUAGUGGCAAUUAGAGCUGAUAGUUGGAAACAAAUCAGAAAACUUGAUAAAAAAUGAGGUGUUUUCUUAAAUUUGUAACCUUUUAAGUUCCUUUUUGAUGUUUAGUUAAUGCUUAUGCUAAAGACAUUUUAAGCUUCUGUCUAGAUUGUGAAACUGGUGAACACUUGACAGUUUAAGAAUUCAGAUGUUUGGGAUGAAACGUUUUAUUGAAAUGUUAUCAUUUGAAGAAGUUAACCUGAUAAAUCAUGCUAGAUAAUUGCUCAGUCACCUCUCACUUCUCUGAAAAAAGACGUUGACCAUUGAAUGUCUUAUAUCUAACUUGAGGAUGUGAAAAAAGUUCAUCUGCAAGUCCCCCUUCCUUCAUUUGGGAAUUUCGUUUUUUUGAAAUUGAGUAUAUUUAGCGGAUUUGCCUUUUGCUCAAUAUAACUUCUCCCUUGCCAAAAUGAUUAAUUCUAGUUUUUAUUUUUCUUUGGUUGUGUGUCAGAUUAGUCUUGACAGACUUUUUUUUUUGCAGGAUGUCAAAUCCCCAGAGUCAACAAUAUUGCAAUUCAUUUUGUUGCAUAUGCCUUAUUUGUCACUGUGCAUUUUCAAAGGCAAAGCUUUUCUAACAUAUAAUUUUACAGAUAUUUGAUGGUCAUGGAGGACCAGAGGCUGCAGCUCAUGUGAGGAAAAUUGUACUCUCAUUAUUAUUUACAGACACCAUUUUUCCUGAGACUUCAGAAGUUGAUGAUGCAUUUCUAGAAGGGGUGGAGAGUUCUCUUAGUAAGAGGUUUCUUCUAGCUGACCUCGCUUUAGCAAUAUUAGCAGCUCUUGUGUUGGGAAGGAAGAGGACGAAAGUGUUGUGGAGAAAUCAAUUGAUGGUAUCGUUACAAAUUAUGAGUUGACAAAACAACAUAGAGACAAACUUCAACUCUUAUUCACCAAGGAUUGUUAAUGUUGCUUCUUUCUUUGGAACUAUGACCCUUAACUGUGAAUGUGCACAAGUAGAUAUUUAAAUUUGUAUAAAAUUGAUUAAGUAGACACACGUGUUCUACAUGGCAUGAUACACUUUUGACGCAAAUUUUCCAUGUAGGACGAAUGUGGCACUUUGUUCAAUUUUAUACAAGCUCAAGUGUCUACUUGUGCAUACCUAAAGUUAAGGAUCAUAACUGCUAACUGACUUCAAGUUAAGGAUCAUGUUUAUAUAUUAUGCCAGAAUAAAAGUGAUAUGGGCAACUUGCUUUUAUGUAAACCUAGGAGUAGUAUAUAUACAAUAUAUAAUGGUCCUAGUCGCACUAAAAACCAACCCAAUACACUGUUGGACAAAAAAUAUCCUUUCAAUAAUGGCAGAGAAAAUCACCAGCCUCCAGAGCACAAGGUAUGCAGUAGUGACUGGAGGGAACAAGGGAAUAGGAUAUGAAACAUGCAAGCAAUUAGCAAGCAACGGAGUAGUGGUAGUGUUGACAUCAAGAGAUGAAAAAAGAGGGAUUGAAGCUAUGGAAAGGCUUAAAAAGGAGUUAGACAUUACUGAUCAGAUCUUGUUUCAUCAACUUGAUGUUAUGGAUACACUUAGUAUUUCUUCACUUGUGAACUUCAUCAACACAAAAUUUGGAAGGCUUGAUAUUCUGGUUAAUAACGCUGGGGUUGGUGGAUCAAUGAUGGAAGAAAAUUGUAAUAUUCUUACAAUAAAAGAUUUAAUAGAAGGAGAUUUCGUAACCAUUUCUACUAAAAAUGAAGUUGUGGACGAAAGUGUUGUGGAGAAAUCAAUUGAAGGUAUCGCUACAAAUUAUGAGUUGACAAAGCAAUGUGUAGAGACAAACUACUAUGGUGCAAAAAGAAUGAUUGAAGCAUUUGCUCCUCUCCUUCAACUCUCUAAUUCACCAAGGAUCGUUAAUGUUGCUUCUUCCUUAGGAAAAUUGAAGUUAUUGUGUAACGAAUGGGCUAAAAAUGUGCUAAGUGAUGCAAAAAGCCUAACAGAAGAAAGGAUAGAGCAAGUGUUAAAUGAAUUUCUCAAAGAUUUUAGAGAAAAUUCAGUUGAAUCCAAAGGAUGGCCAACUUACUUUGCAGCUUACAAAGUGUCAAAAGCAUCGUUGAUUGCCUACACAAGAGUUUUAGGUUCAAAAUAUCCGAAUUUUCGCGUUAAUUCGGUGUGCCCUGGCUAUUGUGGCACAGACAUGACUGCAUAUACUGGAAGUUUAACUGCUGAAGAAGGUGCUGAAAGCUUGGUGAAACUUGCUUUGUUGCCAAAUGAUGGACCUUCUGGCCUCUUCUUUUACAGAAAGAAUGUCACCUCUUUUUAAAUAUUUAGCUAAUUCAACUAUCAAUAAUUGUACCGAUUCAGAAAUUAUAACGUUUAAAUUCUUGUCAAUUUUUUUUUCAUCGUAACAUUGUAUUGCACACAUUGAAUUCUGUGAAGAAAUGUUUGAAAUUUUAUGCUUUUAGGGAAAAUGCA